ACUUUGGCAUGUUCACACCCAAAACGGGUAGAAAAAGAAAAGAAGGUAUUAACAUUAUAAUUGAUUAUUACAUGAUGCAUAACGGGUUCAAUAGACAAUCAACCUUGAAGGACAAGUUUAAAUCUUCGAUUUGUUGCUUCACGGGCACAGUUCAUCAUCAUCAUCAUCACCAUCAUGAUCACUCAUUAGACCAUUAUAACAAGCUUGACACACCAAGAACACCACUUUCGCCAUCAUCAUGGUUCAGGAAAUCACCCACGAGCAGCGAGUACGGCGUGGACACGCCACGUGUCAGGGGUCGCAGCCUCAGGUCAAGGAUGGGCCACCGCAAGCACCACCACAACCGUCAGUCACAAUCCGCUGACUUCAGCUACGACCCUUCGAGUUAUGCCCUCAAUUUCGAAAAUGAGAGCCCCGAGAAUGAGUUCCCCAUCAGAAACUUCAGCUCCCGCUUGCCGGCGUCGCCGCCCACUCCGGCGUCUCUUCCGCCGCUCUCGUACUCCGACAUGCUUCCCAAGGAGAUUAUUGGGUAUAUAUAGUUGACCUGUGCCAC
Gastrolobium bilobum is the source of this 553-nucleotide messenger RNA. RefSeq lists its product as uncharacterized. Bases 9 to 539 code for a protein of 176 amino acids. The record is from RefSeq and is a predicted model, not a curated record. Lineage: Eukaryota; Viridiplantae; Streptophyta; Magnoliopsida; Fabales; Fabaceae. The transcript has a single exon.